Messenger RNA from Effrenium voratum, 765 nucleotides. The record is from the annotation of a GenBank genome assembly. NCBI's taxonomy places the organism in Eukaryota, Dinophyceae, Suessiales, Symbiodiniaceae.
AUGGCGGCUGGUAUCACAGUUCCCUACGACACCCUCGGGCUGCAAGCCGCGGAUUUAAUCAACAAUCAGUGGCCAGUCCGACCAGGAGAGCUUCGGCCCAAGGACUUCAACAAGACGUCCAAUGACUACGGGGUCCACGUGCCCUGCCACUCUGGCCAGAGCUUCCAGGCGCCUUGCGUUCCAGCCGGAACGUCCAAGCGGAUGGGUGCCUUCUACGAGAAGACCGGUGUCAUGCAACACCGCACAGAGCCGGGCUUUCGAGACAAGAAGGGCAUGUCCUCGCUCACCGAGCGUCCCAUGCCGGAGUACGGGACCUUGCGCAGGAGCACCCGCCUGCCAGGCACGGGGACUUUGCUCCUAGAGAACAACCCCAGCUUCAGCACCUACUCCCAGCCCCGCGAAGCUGAUGUGCUCAGCAUCCACAGCCGGCGUUCCAACGCCAGCGGCGCCAGCCACGGCAGCCGCGGCAGCCGCGGCAGCCGCGGCAGCCGGGCUGCGAGCGAGGCGAGCCGUGCAGGCAGUCAGCGCUCGCAUGCCAGCCGUGCCAGCUCCACCCCGAGCUGGGCGAGGAAGACAGCGCAACAGCAGCAGAGCCAAGGCUGGAACUUUGAGUCGCUGCCCUUCUACGAGCGGACCAACGCCAGCUACGGCCGCACCUGGCAGCAGGCAGAGUCCCACUUCGGGGUGAAGCCAGCAGGAAAAUCCGAGUCUGGCUACAUUGACCCGCAGGAGCUGAUUGCGACACUCACGCGGCCGGAGUACUGA